This is a messenger RNA of Caenorhabditis auriculariae, 1115 nucleotides long. The record is from the annotation of a GenBank genome assembly. NCBI's taxonomy places the organism in Eukaryota, Metazoa, Nematoda, Chromadorea, Rhabditida, Rhabditidae.
AUGCGACCGAUCUUCCUCUUGUUGGUCGCCUCUUUCGCGGUUCGUUCCUCAACCUCAAUGUCUUGAGUCGAUUCUACCUUCAGGUUUGCUACGCCCAACAAAACCAACAGGCGGGCGCCGUAAACUGGCUUCCGGCGCCACAGAAACUUCCGGCGAAGCCUGCCAACCAUGAGUUUUACGUCAGUCCUGCAGAUCCAUCUGUUUUUAGAGUUUCUUCGGGUUACAGAAAGGCUACAACGACUAUCAGAGAAUGUUGCUGACGCCCAACGGCAUUUUGUACGUCGUCCAGCUUUUGCAGGUCUUCUGACGUCACUUCUUCUAUGUCUAACAUGAUCCUUUUUCAGGAGAAAACGAGCAGCAUGAUUAAGAUAUCUGAUCCUGCGCGUAGGGCUGAGAUUUUCGGCUACAUGUACGAGGUGCGUAUUACUUCUUUUUGUUUCAACGGAAGAUAUUUCAGCUCCUCGAGUGGGGACCACAGGGUCCUCCUGGCGGUUUCAGCAUCAAGAGUUCGAUCAAGGGAGUUCCGGUGGCGGUCAAGCCCGGAACAGGAAAGCGCCAUCGCCGUAACGAGGUUCCAUUUUGUUUGUCGGAAAAGAGUUUCACGUAAGAUGAACCACGUUCGUCAAGAUUCGGGCGAUAUCUUAGUCUUAUCCCCGGAAUCUCGCCGUCAUAUAAGUCUGUGUGCCACCACUCGAAAUUUAUCCGAACGACAUUCCGCUGUUCCGCUGCGUGCGUUCGCGAUGCGUCUUUCGAAUCUAGGUCACGCUUUCAAUUGAUUGUUAUUGCUGUGAGAGCAAAUGAAAGUAGAGUACCUUAAUAAAAGAAAAAAAAAAAUUAAAGCGCGACCAAGGUUCGCAAAAAGGCGCAGCGGCACAACGGAAUGUUGUUCGGUAAAUUUCCAAGUCGUGAUACACAGGCUACACGGCGGUUUAUCUUGCGUGUACCUCAUCAUUGAAAAAUUUAAUUCGCUGUUUUUCGUAGCUUUGUUUUAGCAAGUCCUUGGAUUACCAUAUCAAAAAUUCUUUUUUCUGGAACUUUUUUUUCAGCCUCACAUCCACGCUCGCUUGGUUUUCCGCAAGAAGAAGGUCGUCGCCGAAGACGGCACCACCGCCUAA